GGCGGAUGGGUGGAACGUACCAAGAAGGCUGCUGUGGCAAUGCCAGCUCCCCAGACCAUUAUUGAUGCCAUUUUGAUUUUCUUAUAUUGUAUAUUCUCGAGGUACCCCGGGUUUCAUAUGUCUUAGAUUAUUGCUUUGGCCUGGAUUAAUGGAAGUCGCAAAGUUGUCAUUGAAGCAUUUGAAAAAUGGACAGAGACUGAGCCUUUUCGGCGUGGGAACCGGCACGUCUUAUGAUUGGUCGCCACUUCCGGAUUAAUAGUUCUUCCGAUACUAGACGAUCCCCACUAAAGAUUGGGGGCGCUGCAAAAAUUACUUUGAGAUAAAGAUUUCAGAGGGGAGCUCUAGCUUUUUCCAGAACAACCUCCACAUAUCGCAUCGCAGAACCGGAGAGUCAAGAUGAGGUAUGUAUUACGCGCUUACGAGUUCAUGUGCAUUUAUUUCAUAGAAAGACCCUAUUCUAACCACACCGCGAUUCUAGGAUCGAGACUUGUUACUUCUGUUCGCGGCCCUGCUAUCCCAGCAAAGGCAUCACUUUCGUCCGCAAUGAUGCGCGCCUAUUCCGCUUCUGCAGGAGUAAAUGUCAUAAGAAUGUUUGUCUUCCUUCUUACGAGAGGAGGGCCAAACGACUAACAUGAGACUCUCAGUUCAAAAUGAAGCGUAAUCCCCGCAAACUCGCCUGGACGAAAGCCUUCAGAAAGGCAACCGGAAAAGAAAUGGUCGUCGAUGGUACCCUUGCGUUCGCUGCCAAACGAAACAUCCCCAUCCGAUACGACCGUGAUCAAAUCGCGGUCACCGAGAAGGCCAUGGCACGAUUCGAGGAGGUCAAACAGAAGCGACAGCGUGUAUUCUACAAGAAGAGAAUGGCGAGAAAUAAGGAGAGGCAAAGGGAGUUGGAUAGAAAGUUGGUGGCUGAGCAGAGUCACUUGCUACCCAAGGUCCGCGGAAGUGAAAGAAAGAGACUCGAGGAAGAAGGAUUGGUUGCGGAAGGCGAGGAGUUGGAAGGUGUUAGGGAACUACCAAAGGUCUUUGGAAAGAUGAAGGUUAGACGGAAGACACUUGUGUAUGGAGGGGUAGAGGAAGAAGAUGCUAUGGAGAUGGAUUGAGGGGUUGCAGAUGGGGUUGUGUGAAUGUCUUGACUGAGGGCUGUUAGCCAAACGGCGUUUCUGGAAUUGUAAAAAGGGCGUUGGGGGUAAUGUCGACAAAUUGAUUCUUGCAGAAAAGGCUUCUCAGUUAUUUCCUUGUGACACAUCUGAUCGCUACAAUUGUCGGAUUCCUUAAAAGCAGACGAACAACCACGUCAUGUUAUUCUAAUGAAUUUCACUUUCCACUUGGAU
Hymenoscyphus albidus is the source of this 1334-nucleotide messenger RNA. NCBI's taxonomy places the organism in Eukaryota, Fungi, Ascomycota, Leotiomycetes, Helotiales, Helotiaceae. The record is from the annotation of a GenBank genome assembly.